GGUAGUUCAAGCGAAGACGUAACAGCAGUUCCGUACAGAAGCUGCGCGUGUCAGUCUGGGGUGUGUGCAGUGAGGGAUAAUCGGAGAAGAAGAAGGCGCGCGAGAGAUGAUAAGGGUGGCGUCCCCGCGGCCUCCUUCCGCCGUGCAGCUACGCGGCUGCGGCGGCGCCUCCUCCUCAGCGCUCCCUUACAGGGGAUCCGGAAGUUGCUUCGCGGCGACAAAUGGGAGCAGGAGGACGAGGAACAGAAGGAGCGCUAUCUCCUGCAGCUCGUCCGAGGACAGUGAGGGGCCCCGCGGCGCGGCGCCUCCGACUCCGGCUCCGGCUCCCACGGCACCUUCCGAGGGAUCGAUACAGCUCUACUCCCAGAUCGAGAGGGUGAUCACGGAGGCGGCGAAGCAGUCCAGCGAGGGCUGGGGUUCCACCGGCGAUUGGACCGAAAUUGAGGGGGCGUGGGUGUUGAGGCCCAAGUCUUCGGAGCCCUCGUUUGUUGUCCAUUUCAUUGGCGGGAUUUUUGUUGGAGCCGCACCGCAGGUCACUUACCGCUUCUUCCUCGAGCGUCUCGCGGACAAGGGAGCUUUGGUGAUUGCUACACCAUAUGCUAGCGGCUUCGAUCAUUUCUUCAUCGCAGAUGAAGUUCAAUUUAAGUUUGACAGGUGCUUGAGAAACUUGGUUGAACCUGUAAAUGACCUUCCUACAUUUGGUGUUGGACACUCUUUGGGAUCUGUCAUCCAUCUUCUUAUUGGAUCAAGAUAUGCUGUGCAGCGAAAUGGAAACAUACUGAUGGCCUUUAAUAACAAGGAGGCAAGCCAGGCGGUUCCAUUGUUUUCACCUGUAAUUGUUCCAAUGGCACAGAGUUUUGGUCCAAUACUAUCCCAGCUGACAUCAUCUCCAACAAUUCGCUUUGGGCAGGCUGAAGCAGCUAUUAAGCAACUUGAAAAUCUAGGCCCCCCUGUUGUUAAGCAACUUCUUCCCUUAAUUCAACAACUUCCUCCAUUGUAUAUGGACUUAGCGAAAGGCCGAGAAGAGUUCAUUCCAAAACCAGAAGAGACACGCCGGCUGAUAAAAUCUUACUACGGAAUUUCUCGAAACCUUUUAAUAAAGUUCAAAGAUGAUCAAAUCGAUGAAACCUCUAUCCUUGCACAAGUACUAAGCUCUGAAUCUUCUAUUAGCUCGCUGCUUGAUAUGUCGAUUCGAUCGCUUCCUGGGGAUCAUGGCAUGCCAUUGCAACAGGUACUUCCUGACGUUCCACCAGGAAUGGCUGAUGCAGUGAACCGUGGAGGUGAACUCCUCGCAAAUCUGACAACAGGCACACCAUGGGAGGCUGUUGCUAAGGAGUUAGGUACCACUUUUGGCACUGACUCUGGCAUUCUGCGAACACAGAUCCCCGAGGACGUCAAUGCACUUGUGGAUGUAAUUAUUUCAUGGAUAGCUUCAAAUUCUGGCCCAAAACUACUUCGUUCAUGACCACCCACAAUGCUUAUGGGGAUGUAAAUACCAGUGGACAACAACAGGAUUUACUGACGAAUGAUGAGUAAUGCAAAUUUGAGCUUGCAUUCAGCACUGCAUUUUA
Brachypodium distachyon (stiff brome) is the source of this 1571-nucleotide messenger RNA. RefSeq lists its product as uncharacterized. The transcript has 10 exons. The record is from RefSeq and is a predicted model, not a curated record. Lineage: Eukaryota; Viridiplantae; Streptophyta; Magnoliopsida; Poales; Poaceae. Bases 107 to 1465 code for a protein of 452 amino acids.